Molecule: messenger RNA, 2017 nt
Organism: Aethina tumida (small hive beetle)
Lineage: Eukaryota; Metazoa; Arthropoda; Insecta; Coleoptera; Nitidulidae
Product: odorant receptor 49b
Exons: 9
Coding region: 1-1707 (568 amino acids)
Biological process (GO): sensory perception of smell; detection of chemical stimulus involved in sensory perception of smell
Cellular component (GO): plasma membrane
Molecular function (GO): odorant binding; olfactory receptor activity
Source: RefSeq, a predicted model, not a curated record
AUGACUGCAGUGUUUGAAACUAUGAUGUGCGUAAAUAUGGACUGUUUCUCUUCCUCUUUAAUGAUUCAAGCUGGACUUCAAUGUGAUAUGAUGUGUAAUACGUUGAAGAAUUUGGAAAAAUUCAAAGUUAAUGACGAUGGUGGAAUGGUGGAAUCAGAUGCUCAAGAUGAAGACACAGAAGCUUAUUCUAAUCGACUUUUAAAGAAUUUGAUUUACUGCGUUAAACACCAUAUAGAAAUUAAAAAGUGGGCUAAAGAUAUACAAGACAUCCACUCUAUCAGUAUCUGUUUUCAGUUUGGUAUUGGUAGUAUGGUUCUGUGCGCCUCUUUAUUUGAAUUGUCAAUGGUGAACCCGUUGAGCACAAAAUUUAUUUUGUUGUCAAAUUAUUAUUUGGCAAUUCUCACAGAAAUAUUUUUGUAUUGUUGGUUUGGUAACGAACUCAACUAUAAGUUCUCAGCUUUAUCAUUCAGUCUACGAAUGUCAAUGGAUGGACUUAUCGCAGAAGAUAAUUUUAAGUCAGUUUUAAAGAUGCCUUCUACAGAUCUGACCAUAAUUAUGGCUCCGCACGUUUUGAUUUUUAAAUUAUACGGAUUUUGGAAACCCGAAACUGUUUCAUCGGUUCUGAGGAAGAUUUUCUUUUCAUCUUGCUGGUUGUGCUUUUGGUUUACUCAAGUUAUGUUUCUUUUAACAAAUUUGAAUGACAUAAAGAAAGUGACGUCGGUUUCUUACGCAGUUCUUACUUUCACCAUCAAUCUUGUUAAAAUGGUGUUUAUAUACAAAAAUAUUUAUAAAAUUUUGGAUAUGAUGGCACUUCUAAAUACGGAACCGUUUCGCGCUAAAUGUAGAGAACACGAAGAGAUAUUCGAAAGCACUAAAAGUUAUUACUCGAAAGUGUGGUAUUUUUGUGUAUUUAUAGGACUCGGUGUUGACUUGUUUUGGGCAAUUUCUCCAUUGAGUAUGGACACGGCAAUACCAUUUCAUGCUUGGUUUCCAUUUAAUUAUGAAGGCACGGAAUAUUUUAAAUUUGUGUAUGGUUUUCAAGCUAUGACAGGAACGAUUGACACUAUGAUGUGCGUAAAUAUGGACUGUUUCUCAUCAACUUUAUUGGUUCAGGGCGGAAUUCAAUGUGAUAUGAUGUGUAAUACGUUAAAGAAUUUGCAAAAAUUCAAAGUUAAUGACGACGGAGAAAUGGUGGAAUCAGAUGCUCAAGAUGAAGACAGAGAAGCUUAUUCUGAUCGACUUUUAAAUAAUUUGAUUUAUUGCGUUAAACACCAUAUAGAAAUUAAAAAGUGGGCUAAAGAUAUACAAGACAUCCACUCAAUCAGUAUCUGUUUUCAGUUUGGUAUUGGUAGUAUGGUUUUGUGUGCCUCUUUGUUUGAAUUGUCAAUGGUGAACCCGUUGAGCACAAAAUUUAUUUUGUUGUUAAAUUAUUAUUUGGCAAUUCUCACAGAAAUAUUUUUGUAUUGUUGGUUUGGUAAUGAAUUCAAUGAUAAGAGUUCUCAGCUUUAUCAUUCAGUCUACGAAUGUCAAUGGAUGGACUGUAACAUAAAAUUUAAGAAAGCUAUGCUAAUAUUUAUGAUGGGUACAGAAAAACCCAUCACUGUUUAUGUGGGAGGAUUGUUUCCUAUGUCCCUUCCAAUCUACGUGGCGAUUUUACGUUCCUCUUAUUCAUACUUUACACUUCUUCAAAAUGUGUUUCUUAAGUAAUUGUUAGAAGAAGUACAACUGAAUGGUGGAGGCUAGAUUUAUAAAAUUAAUUAGAAAUCAUGUUAAAUAAUUAAUAUAAAUAUUUCAUUAUAAGGUACACUUAAAUUUUUGGAAAUGUAGUUUAAGAUUUUCUUCACACCUUAAAAUCGUAGACAAUGUUAAUUAAUUAAUUGACCAUGUAUAUAAAAAUUUAGUUUCAGAUUCUCUUUACACAUCCUUACAAUGUAUUGACACUAAUUAAUUAUGAUAAAUAAUUCACUUAAUACUUGUGCAAUUUGAUUGUGGAAACAAUUAUAAAUAAAUUGUUAAA